This is a messenger RNA of Zerene cesonia (dogface butterfly), 307 nucleotides long. Its product is annotated as runt-related transcription factor 3-like. Gene Ontology annotation, molecular function: ATP binding; DNA-binding transcription factor activity, RNA polymerase II-specific; RNA polymerase II cis-regulatory region sequence-specific DNA binding. Gene Ontology annotation, cellular component: nucleus. The transcript has a single exon. The annotation marks the transcript as partial. Lineage: Eukaryota; Metazoa; Arthropoda; Insecta; Lepidoptera; Pieridae. Gene Ontology annotation, biological process: regulation of DNA-templated transcription. The record is from RefSeq and is a predicted model, not a curated record.
AUGACAUCUGACAUACUUGCCGAACGAACUUUGGGUGACUUUUUGUCGGAGCAUCCUGGGGAAUUAGUGCGGACGGGCAGUCCUCACUUUGUAUGCACAGUUCUGCCUCCUCAUUGGCGGUCGAACAAGACUUUGCCCGUAGCGUUCAAGGUGGUAGCGCUGGGAGACGUCGGUGACGGUACGCUGGUGACAGUCAGGGCUGGCAAUGACGAGAACUGCUGUGCAGAGCUCCGGAACAGCUCCGCGGUGAUGAAGAACCAGGUGGCCAAGUUUAAUGACUUGCGAUUCGUCGGCCGGAGCGGUCGCG